Molecule: messenger RNA, 1725 nt
Organism: Perognathus longimembris pacificus (Pacific pocket mouse)
Lineage: Eukaryota; Metazoa; Chordata; Mammalia; Rodentia; Heteromyidae
Gene: Ces5a
Product: carboxylesterase 5A
Exons: 13
Coding region: 1-1725 (574 amino acids)
Source: RefSeq, a predicted model, not a curated record
AUGAGUGGGAAUUUGGUGUACCAAGGCCAGGCCCUAAUCUGGGGCAUGUGGACCCUUGCGGCUAUCAUCAGGGGUACUGCCACUGAAGUGCCAGAGAGGAACACCAAGCUGGGAUGGGUCCGAGGGAAGCAAACCACCGUUCUGGGAAGUUCUGUGUCUGUGAAUGUGUUCCUUGGGAUUCCCUUUGCUGCGCCCCCUGUUGGACCUCUGCGAUUUGCCAACCCACAGCCUGCAAAGCCCUGGAAUGACACGAGAGAUGCCACCUCCUACCCACCAUUGUGCUUCCAGACGUUGGAGUGGAUCAGCUCAUAUCAAUCUAUGCUCAAGGUGCGCUACCCGAAAUUCAGAAUAUCAGAAGACUGCCUGUACCUUAACAUCUAUGUACCAGCCCAUGCCGAUGAUGGCUCCAAGCUACCAGUCAUGGUGUGGAUCCCAGGAGGCGGAUUCCAGACUGGCUCAGCAUCCAUCUACGAUGGUUCUGCCCUGGCUGCCUAUGAGGACGUACUAGUUGUGAUCAUCCAGUACCGGCUAGGAAUAUUUGGCUUCUUUGUCACACCUGACAGACACUGCCCAGGAAACUGGGCCCUCAAAGACCAGUUGGCAGCCUUAUCGUGGGUCCAGGAGAACAUCAAAUUCUUUGGUGGCAACCCCAACUCUGUGACCAUCUCUGGAGGGUCUGCAGGAGCCGUUAGUGCUUCUGGCCUUAUUCUAUCCCCUCUGGGCAAAGGCUUGUUUCACAGAGCCAUCAUGGAGAGUGGGGUGGCCAUCAUCCCCUACCUGAAGACCACUCAUGAGCAGCUGAUUGAGGAUUUGGAGAUGAUUGCACAAAUCUGUGGUUGCAGUGAAACAGAUUCUGAGGCGCUGCUGAAGUGCCUAAGGGCAAAAUCUUCUGACGAACUGAUGAGCCUCAACCAGAAAACAAUGUCUUUCACUCGAGCAGUGGAUGGAGAUUUCUUUCCUCAUGAUCCUUUAAAAUUAUUGUCUCAGAAGACAUUUGAAGUAGUGCCUUCUCUCAUCGGAGUCAAUAACCAGGAGUGUGGCUUCAUGUUGCCCAUGGAGGGGCAUCCUGAGAUCCUCAGUGGUGUCAACAGGUCUGUUGCCCUUGGCUUGCUGCAUACAUUCCUGAAUAUCCCCAACCAGUAUUUGGAUGCUGUGGCUAAUGAAUACUUCCAGGAUAAGACCUCUGUGACAGAUAUUCGAGAUGCGUUACUGGACUUGUUUGGAGAUGUGUUCUUUGUGGUUCCUGCACUGGUCACAGCUCGCUUUCACAGAGAUUCUGGUGCUCCUGUCUACUUCUAUGAGUUUCAGCAUCGGCCCCAGUGCUUUGAAGAUUCAAGGCCAGCGUUUGUUAAAGCUGACCACACUGAUGAAAUCCGCUUUGUCUUUGGUGGUGCCUUCCUGAAGGGUGACAUUGUCAUGUUUGAAGGAGCCACGGAGAAGGAGAAAUUGCUGAGCAAGAAGAUGAUGAAUUACUGGGCUAACUUUGCUCGGAGUGGGAAUCCUAAUGGGGGUGAUUUGCCUCAUUGGCCAGCCUAUAAUGCGACGGAGCAGUACCUGAUGCUGGAUUUGGACAUGGGCCUAGGACAGGAACUGAAAAAGGAGAGAGUGAAAUUUUGGAUCAGUACCCUCCCCUAUAGCAUGUCAGCUUCUGAAACCCUGCUCACUCCUCAUUCUUCCUUAAUCUUCUUUUCUUUAACCUUGCCAUUCUUUCUCCUUUGCUUCUGA